Molecule: messenger RNA, 2736 nt
Organism: Cervus elaphus (red deer)
Lineage: Eukaryota; Metazoa; Chordata; Mammalia; Artiodactyla; Cervidae
Gene: IGF2
Product: insulin like growth factor 2
Exons: 4
Coding region: 1145-1684 (179 amino acids)
Cellular component (GO): extracellular region
Molecular function (GO): hormone activity; growth factor activity
Source: RefSeq, a predicted model, not a curated record
UGGCGCCCAGAGUUCGCCUGCUCUCCGGCGGAGCUGCGUGAGGCCAGGCAGGCCCCCGGCCCCCCCUUCCGGCCGCCCUCGCCUCCUGGCCCUCGCCCGCCAGCGCCUCCACCCGGCUGGCGGUCCCGCGUCGACGCCGUCCGCUACGCUGCUGACCCCCAUCUCGGGCGCCGUCGGCGGGGCCGGGCUCCGCCGGCCUGCGGAUCCCCAGCCGCCUCCUCUUCGUCUACCUCAACGCCCGUCCCGCUUCGCCCGAGGAGGCGGUCCCCCCCGCAGGCAGUCCGGCUCGCAGGCCGCCGGCGUUGUCAUCCCCCGCGCUCCCCCCUCCGGCCCUCCCCGGCGCGCAGCCCGGCCGCUCCCCCUCCUCGCUGCGUCCCGAGCGGCCCCCGGCGGCGCCACCGCCACCCCCCCGAGGCCCGGGCUCGCGACGGCCGAGGGCUCCGUCGGCCCAAGCCGAGCUGGGCGCCCGCGGCCCGGGUGACGCCUCUGCUCCGCCCCCCUCAGCACCUUCCCCGGCCCCCGACGUUGCGCCCUUUCCUCGGCUUCUCUGCGCUCCCCGGCCCCUCUCCAGCCUCUAGUCCCGGCCCCCCGUCUUCUUCCGCAGCCUUCCCUUCGCUCCCUCCCGUCCCCCCCAGCUCCUUGCCUCCAACUCCCUCCCCUUCCACGCCCGCCCUCUCGCCUUCGCCGUCCCAAAGUGGAUUAAUUAUACGCUUUCUGUUUCUCUCUCCGCUGCUCUCUCCCGCUGUGAGCCUGCCCGCCUCUCGCUGUCCUCUCUCCCUCUCGCCCUCUCUUCGGCCCCCCCUUUUCACGUUCACUCUGUCUCUCUCACUAUCUCUGCCCCUCUCUGUCCUUGAUACAACAGCUGACCUCAUUUCCCGAUACCCUUUCCCCCCCUAAAAGUACAACAUCUGGCCCGCCCCGGCCCGCAGACAGCCCGUCCUCCCUAAAGAAUCAGAGAGAAUUAAUCCCCCCCCCCAAAAAAAAGCCAUCCCCCCGUUCUGCCCCGUCGCACAUUCGGCCCCGGCGACUCGGCCAGAGCGGCGCUGGCAGAGGAGUGUCCGGCAGGAGGGCCUUCGCCCGCUGUUCGGUUUGCAAUACGCAGCAGGAAGGUGGGCGGCCCGGUGCCGGCUUUCAGUCAUCAUCAAUGGGGAUCUCAGCGGGAAAGUCGGUGCUGGCGUUUCUCACCUUCUUGGCCUUCGCCUCGUGCUGCUAUGCUGCUUACCGCCCCAGCGAGACCUUGUGCGGCGGGGAGCUGGUGGACACCCUCCAGUUUGUCUGUGGGGACCGCGGCUUCUACUUCAGCCGACCAUCCAGCCGCAUAAACCGACGCAGCCGUGGCAUCGUGGAAGAGUGUUGCUUCCGAAGCUGCGACCUGGCCCUCCUGGAGACUUACUGUGCCACCCCCGCCAAGUCCGAGAGGGAUGUGUCUGCCUCUACGACCGUGCUUCCGGACGACCUCACCGCAUACCCCGUGGGCAAGCUCUUCCGACAUGACACCCGGAAGCAGUCCACGCAGCGCUUGCGCAGGGGCCUGCCCGCCUUCCUGCGAGCGCGCCGGGGUCGCACGCUCGCCCAGGAGCUGGAGGCGCUCAGAGAGGCCAAGAGUCACCGUCCGCUGAUCACUCUGCCCAUCCAGGACCCUGCCACCCACGGGGGCGCCUCUUCCGAGGCAUCCAGCGAUUAGAAGUGAGCCAAAUGUCGUAAUUCUGCCAAGUGAUACCAUCUACCUUGCGCCGUCCUCUUGGCCGGGACCGCCCCACUAAGUCCCUCUCUAAAAUCUCUGUACCAUCCUGUCUGCGGGCCCCCCUACCCCAGCCUCUGUGCCCCAACCUCCCCACGUCAGGCAACACCCCCCUCGGCCCCCUCCACCUGGCCGAGGGGAUCAGAACAACAUCUCUAAAAAUGUACAAAACCAAUUGGCUUUAAAUAUCCCCCCAAAUUAUCACCCCCCAAAUUACCUCCAAAUUAUACAACCAAAAUUGCAAUCAUGAACCCCUUAAUCAGCCCCCUUGAAACGAAUUGGCUUUUUAGCAACACCAGAAUAGCAAACCAGUUUUCCAAAAACUUCUAAAAAAAAAAAAAAUCAAUUGGCUGAAAAAAAAUACUAAAAAUAAAUUGGCUUAAAAACAAUUGGCAAAAAAAAAAGAAUUCGGCCCCCCCCCCCCCUUCCUUCUCAUUCCUUUUGGAUCUGGACUUAAAUUGGCUUUGAUCUAAUCAUUGAAGAGAAAGGAAGGGGCCAAAUUUGCAGGUAGGCUUGUCCCUGCUGGGCAGUUAUCUCCCCACCGCCGCCAGGCCCUCCCCGGGCACCAGCAGUGUGACACCAAAGACCCAAACCCGCUCCUCCAAGUUUCCAUCACUGAGACCAAUACAGAGCAGUGAGGGGACCCCGUAAGACCAGAGGAGGGGAGCACGGAACAGAAACCCCGCAUCGCACUGGUAAAAUUGAAUUGGCAAAAAAAAAAUAAAAUUGAAUUGGCAAAAAAAAAUAAAUAAAUAAAAUAAAAUUGAAUUGGCAAAAAUAAAAUAAAAUUGAAUUGGCAAAAAAAAAAAAAAAAUAAAUGAAUUGGCAAAACACCCCCACACUCCAAAAUCUGACAUCACAAUCCUUACCUCAGAAAGCAAACACAACCCUGCACGCACACACACACACACACACACACACACACACACAUUCAUGCAAACUCACACACAUCCACUCUCACAUGCAUCCAUGCACGCACACACACACACACACAC